This is a messenger RNA of Balearica regulorum gibbericeps (East African grey crowned-crane), 3079 nucleotides long. The record is from RefSeq and is a predicted model, not a curated record. Lineage: Eukaryota; Metazoa; Chordata; Aves; Gruiformes; Gruidae.
GUGGAAUUUGAUGGCUGUAACUGGAAGCAACAUGCCUGGGUGAAAGUCCACGCUGAAGAAGUUAUAGUGUUGUUGCUGGAAGGAUCAUUGGUUUGGGCACCUCGAACUGAUCCAGUUAUGCUUCAGGGGACUCGAGUCUCACUGGCACAGUGGCCUGCACUGACCUUCACUCCUCUAGUAGAUAAGCUGGGUUUAGGCUCUGUGGUCCCAGUGGAGUUUCUUCUGGACAGACAUUUACGUUUCCUGUCUGAUGCCAGUGGAUUACGUUUGUUUCAGAUGGGAACAGAGAGUCAAAAUCAGAUUCUGCAGGAACAGCCUUCACUAAGAGAAUCUGUCAACGCAUUGAUCAGUGACCAGAAGCUUCAGGAGAUAUUUAGUAGAGGUCCUUACAGCGUCCAAGGCCAAAGAGUUAAGAUUUACCAACCAGAGGAUGAAAAUAGCUGGCUCUGUGGUGUUGUGAGCCAUCAAGAUCCAAUAACUCGUCUUAUGGAGGUGUCUGUGACUGAGAGUGGUGAAAUAAAGUCGGUGGAUCCUCGACUGAUUCAUGUGGUGAUGGAUAACACUUCUCCAAGCGAGGGAGGGGGCCUAAAAGCAGCUAAAUCAUCUAAAGGGAAAAAGAAGAAAGAAUGUCUGGAGGGAAAGGAUGGACGGAGGAGGAAAAAUGCUUCAGAUUCUGGGUGUGAUCCUGCAACAAAGAAGCUAAAGGAGAGAGGCGAAGUGGAUAGCAAUGGUAGUGAUGGAGGUGAGGCAAGUAGAGGUCCUUGGAAAGGAGGCUCCAAUAGUGAAACAGGACUGGAUUCAAGGGCCAAACAGUUGCCUUCAUUCAUCCCUCAGAUUAAUCGCAAUAUUCGCUUUGCCACUUACACCAAAGAGAAUGGCCGAACACUAGUAGUCCAAGAUGAGCCAGUUGGUGGUGACACACCAUUGCCCUUCACUCCAUUUUCCUCUGUGGCUGGACAAGCGUUACUGGUUGGAUCUGGAUGUAAAGAGGCAGGAAAAUCCCUGGAACAGGUUGGCCAAGGCACAGUGACUUCUGCAACUGCGGUUACUACAACUGCUUUGACACCGACAACUAUGAGAAUCUCUGAUACCAGUUUGCCAGCUGUUACUGGACAGGAGAAACUGAAAACAGGGCGAUCACAAGCCCAGGGAGAGAAUUCCCGAAAUUCACUUUUGGCUUCUUCUGGAUUUGGAGUCUCUCUCCCAAGUGCUUCCCAGUCCUUGGUAUUUGGGGGUGGAAGGAGCCAAUCAAAUGGAGUGGUGACUCCAGAAAGCAAGCCUUCUGGAUUUCCUUUUGGCUGUAGUACUGGACAAGAGGCUCAGAAAGAUUCUGAUCUGUCAAAGAACUUGUUUUUUCAAUGCAUGUCCCAAAAUCUACCUUCCAGUAACUACUUCACAGUCAUUUCAGAGAGCUUGACUGAAGACGCCUCUAGUCGGGACUCAUUCAAGCAGUGUACAGAGAGUAUGGGUGCUGGGAUCUGUAAAGGUAAAAUUCUUUCAGCGGACACUAAACCAGGAGCCCAGUCUGGCAGUUCUGUGGAGCGGAAGCUGCCUGGGGAAUCUAUGCCUACCCUUACUCCAGCCUUUUCACGAAGUCUGUUGAAUACUCGCCCUGCAGAUAGUCAUGAAAACCUAUUUUUACAGCCCCCAAAGCUAUCAAGAGAGGAACCCUCAAACCCUUUCCUGGCAUUUGCUGAGAAAGCAGAACUUAGUCCUUUCAGUGGCUUUGCAUCUUCAUCUCAGACAGGGGUUUCUACUCCCUCUACACCUGUGGGUCAUAAGGCCACUUCUGGCUGGCCAGAAUCGCUCACCUCUACGGACUCUUCUCUAGCUAAGAAGAAAACCUUGUUUAUAACAACUGACUCCUCAAAGAUGAUCUCCAGUACUCCUAGUUCAGCAGUUACGGCAGGUGUUCAGAGCCCUUCCACUGUAGGGAAUGGCCGUUCCACCUCACCGACCAGCAACCUGACACAGCCUAUUGAGAUGCCUACGCUUUCCUCUAGCCCAACAGAAGAAAAACCAGCUGUUGGGCCUGGGCAGCAGGACAAUCCUCUUCUGAAAACAUUUUCUAAUGUGUUUGGCAGACAUCCACCUGGCUUUUUCUCUUCACAGGCAGAAUUUCCACAGGAGAACAAAGCCCCUUUUGAAGCUGUGAAAAGGUUCUCUCUAGAUGAGCGGAGCUUGACAUCCAAACAGGACUCAGAUUCCAGUACCAAUAGUGACCUGUCAGAUUUGAGUGACUCUGAAGACCAGUUGCAGGCCAAGGCUUGUAUGAAGGGAAUCCCAGACCACUUGAUGGCAAAGCUAGGCCCCAAUGCAGAGCGCAACGCUGAAUUGCUGCUGGGGAAAGGAAAAGGGAAACAAACCCCAAAGGGCCGGCCUCGCACAGCUCCCCUAAAAGUUGGCCAGUCUGUGCUGAAAGAUAUGAGUAAGGUGAGGAAGCUGAAGCAGUCAGGUGAGCCUUUUCUCCAGGAUGGCUCUUGCAUCAAUGUAGCUCCACAUCUGCACAAGUGCCGGGAGUGCCGUCUGGAGCGGUACCGCAAAUUUAAGGAGCAAGAGCAGGAUGACUCAACUGUGGCAUGUCGCUUCUUCCACUUUCGGAGGCUGAUAUUUACCCGAAAAGGUAUUCUACGAGUCGAGGGUUUCUUGAACCCACAACAGAGUGACCCUGAUGCCAUGAGCCUAUGGAUUCCUUCCUCCUCCCCUGCAGAGGGGAUCGAUUUGGAAACUUCAAAAUAUAUCCUGGCCAAUGUUGGGGACCAGUUCUGCCAGCUUGUUAUGUCAGAGAAGGAGGCAAUGAUGAUGGUGGAGCCACAUCAGAAAGUGGCAUGGAAGAGAGCAGUACGUGGCGUGAGGGAAAUGUGUGAUGUAUGUGAGACAACGCUCUUCAAUAUUCAUUGGGUUUGUCGCAAAUGUGGUUUUGGGGUCUGUCUGGACUGUUACCGGCUGAGGAAGAAUCGUCCACGCAGUGAGACAGAGGAGAUUGGUGAUGAGGAAGUCUUCUCAUGGUUGAAGUGUGCAAAGGGUCAGUCUCAUGAACCAGAGAAUCUUAUGCCAACACAGAUCAUUCCUGGUACAG